CCCUCCCCCUUUCUACUCGCCGCCGGUGUGGGGAUCUCAGCAUAUGAUGUCGCCCUAUGGAACCCCGAUCCCGUAUUCGCCUAUGUAUCAUCCGAUGUAUGCUCAUCCCUCUGUUGCGACUGGUGCAGGGUACCCGGCGGUGGAAUCGGGGAGCAACAAGUCGAAGGGAGGAGGAGGAAGUGGGCCGGGGAAGUCUGGGGAUGGGGGUAAGGUUACGUCGGGGUCUGCUGAUGAUUAUGGGUCUCAGAGUGGUGGUGAGAGUGGGAGCGAGGGCUCAUCGGAUACCAGAGAUAAUGGCUCUCAUCCUCAGGAUGCAGCUCGAAAGAGAACUUGUGGGGAAGCAUUUACUGAGGGGGAAUCUUCACAGCCCAUUACUACUCCUCAGAACUGUGACAUUACUGCUGAAUCACCUUACAGUGGAAGGCCAAGAACUGUGUCAAAGCUUCCAGUUUCAGCACCUGGGAGGGCAACUAUACCUGGUCCUGCAACUAAUUUGAACAUUGGAAUGGAUGUAUGGAAUGCUUCCCAUGCUGGAACUGCACCUAAGGUCAGACCAACGUCAGCAAAUGUGGGAUCAGCAACUGUUGGAGCUAAUGGAGUUGUGACUGAACACAAUUGGACACAGGAUGAGCGAGAACUAAAGAGAGAACGAAGGAAACAAUCUAAUAGGGAGUCAGCAAGGAGAUCAAGAUUGCGCAAGCAGCAAGAAUGCGAGGACCUGGCAAGGAAGGUGACUGAAUUGAACAGUGAGAAUAGUGCACUGAAAGCUGAGCUUGAACAACUUAACAAAGGCUGCAAAGACCUUGAGGCAGAGAAUGCAUCAAUUACGGAAGAGCUGAAUCGCAUGGCUAAGACUGGCCUAUCAUCUAACUUUGAAGGCAUCAACUGCAACUCAUCGGAUACAGAUGCACAACGCCAAAGGCAAUUUUGAAUCAACUACCAGGUGAAUUUUUAGACUUGGUACUCAUCUUUAUCCAUAGAGGCUGGGAAAUAUUAACUGGUAGCAUGUGUCUCCCCAUUAAAUGGGUCUGUUAAGUUACUACUACCUCUUACAUACUCUGUAUAAUAUUUACAUAUAUCUGUAUGCUUCUAAGAGGUUGAACUUUUUGGUUUAGGUUUUUAGAUCCCUUGCAAAUCAUGCUGGGAACAGGCAUAUGAUGUUUGCACUAAUUUGUUAAAGCUAUAUACUUUAGGAGUUCUUUUUACUGAUUUCCCCACCUAAUUCUGAAGAGAUAAAAGCCAGUUAGUGUUUCUUA
Asparagus officinalis (garden asparagus) is the source of this 1256-nucleotide messenger RNA. Its product is annotated as DNA-binding protein EMBP-1-like. Lineage: Eukaryota; Viridiplantae; Streptophyta; Magnoliopsida; Asparagales; Asparagaceae. Gene Ontology annotation, biological process: regulation of DNA-templated transcription. Gene Ontology annotation, molecular function: sequence-specific DNA binding; DNA-binding transcription factor activity. Gene Ontology annotation, cellular component: nucleus. Bases 44 to 931 code for a protein of 295 amino acids. The record is from RefSeq and is a predicted model, not a curated record. The transcript is spliced from 9 exons.